AUGCAGCAGGCGAGGCCUGCCCUGCUCGGAGCCGUGUUCCCCGGCCGCACCCUCCUCAUUAAGAAGCUGCGGAAAGCCGUUGGCCCCAGCCCGGCGCAGCUCGAGCAGCAGCGGCAGCAGCGGCUGGCGCAGCGCAGCCAGGAGCAACUGGCUCGCGCAGAGCUGCGGAGCACGCGCCGCGAGGCGUCCCGGCGUUGGCUGGCGGAAGUGGUGGCCGCCGCGCAGGGGCAGCGCGUGGGGGAGCUGGUGGCGGCGCUGUCGCGGCACGACCAGCUGUGGCAGGCCAAGGCGGCCUCUGUCGGGCGCGGCGGCGGGGGCGGCGCAGGUGGGGAGCGUGUGCGGCUCUUCCGCGGCGGCGCGCGGGCGUCCUCCCACCCCGACCGCCCCGGCCUACCCGGCCAUGCAGCCCUGCUCGCCGCCCGCCACCUCGCCGACCCGCGCCGCGGCGGCAGCGCGCGCCACGCGCAGGCGUUUGUCGAGCUGCUGAUCGAGCGCGGGCAGGUGGCGCCUCGGCGGGCGCGGUCGGCGGUGCACGCGGUGCUGCAGGCGUACGACCGAGAGGGCGACCUGUCAAAGAUGGUCGCGGCCGCGUCCCGCAUCUAUGACACCGGCGACCCCUCGUCCCCUUGCCUCAUGCCGGGCGCCAGGCCCCCCCCCUCGACCCUCGCCCUGCUGCUGACCGCCUGCGGCCGCGCGGGGAACGCCGACCUGUUGGCUGGGGUGUGGCGGCACCUCGGGCCGCGGCACGGCGCGGAGGGCGCGGGUGGGGGCGGCAGCGCCAGCGCCGGUGAUGCGCCCGCGGCGGCGCCGAUGAAUCUGAGUGUGGUCAGGGCCUAUGUGGAGGCGGCGGUGGAGUGUGACAUGCGGGCAGCCGGCUUGGCGGGCGGCAGCGGCGGCGACGGGUGGACAGACGCCGACGUGCACACGGCCGCGGGCGGCCGUCGGCGCGGCGCGGGGGACGUUGGGCGCGCGCUGUUUGGGGACGGUAGUGUUGCGGAGGCUCUGUAUGAACUCCAGGACUGGGCGCCGCCCCGACGGCAGCAGCACCAGCAGCAGCAGCAGAAGGACCCGCAGCGGCGGCAGCGGGAAGCGAAGGGUGGUGGCGGCGCCGCGGCGCCCGUGGCGGCGGCCCCUGCCCCGCCGCCGCCGCCGCCGCUGCUGCCGCCGCUGAUCUCUCCGCGGGCUGCGCUGCCGCUGCUGCGGCGCUGCAGCAGCGUGGCGGACGUCGACGCACUGCUGCUGUCGCGCCUAUUGCGGCCCGGGGGCAUGUCUUUGGAGCACCUCCGGCGCUUUGGCCGCCAGCGGCCGAGCGAGAGGCGGGCGGACGGGGAUGGGAGCGGCGGGGCGCUCGGCGCCGCAGUCAUGCGAACGGAGGACCCUUACCCUAUUUCUGAGCUUGUGACCAUGGCCCUGGCCGCGCAGGCGGCAAAGGGGCCGGCGGCGGCAGACCAGCAGGCGCAGCAGCAGCAGCAGAAGCAGCAGCGUGAUGGCGACCAGCGCGGGCACGGCGGCCGGGCGGCGGCCGCAGCCCAGGCCGCGGCGCGGGCCGGCCAGCAGCCCGUGCUUUUCCCUCCGCGCCUGCCGCCGCCGCUCGCGGCCGCGGCCGUCGCGGCUUACAUGCGCUUCGGCGCGUCCGCGCGCGCCGCGGCCCGCUGA
Messenger RNA from Monoraphidium neglectum, 1656 nucleotides. RefSeq lists its product as hypothetical. Bases 1 to 1656 code for a protein of 551 amino acids. NCBI's taxonomy places the organism in Eukaryota, Viridiplantae, Chlorophyta, Chlorophyceae, Sphaeropleales, Selenastraceae. The record is from RefSeq and is a predicted model, not a curated record. The transcript is spliced from 6 exons.